AUGCACGAAGCAGACGGUUUGGGAGCUCAUCCUACAAAACGAGCGGUUAUCCAUUGUUACAACUGUAUGGUUAAUCCAGAUUUAAUGUCUAGUAAAGCUAAAUUUUGGGCUAGUAUUCCAGUUAGUCCGUGGAUUUUAGAAGUAGUAGAAAGAGGUUUUGAGAUUAUAUUAAUUGAGAAUUUCAAAUUACCACAUCCUCUGAGGAUAAGAAGAAUGUCAAACAGAUUGUUAGAUUUCGUUCAUGAAGAAGUGGGGAAAUUAUUGGAAGCAGGAGUAGUGGUGGAAACAAUCAAUCCGAUAGUAUGUAGUCCACUUCAAGUAGCGGAUAAUGGGAAGAAGUUAAGAUUGAUUCUAGACUUAUCAGCGCUAAAAAAGGGAAUUGAGACACCUAGGUUUCGAUUAGAAGACUGGAGAGCGGUAUGGCCAUUCCUAGAAAAAGCGAAUUAUGCUGCGACUUUCGAUUUUAAGAGUGGGUAUCAUCACAUCAAAAUCGCCGAUCCCUCUUCUGACCUUUUAGCUUUUUCACUAGAGGAGCUGGCGGCAGCAGGUGUAACAGUAGCAGAAGAAAAAUCGUUCUGGUCACCGAGUGAACAGUUUACUUGGUUAGGUAUUAAAUGUGACCUGGUCACUAAGUCAAUCAGAUUGACAGAAUCUAGAGAAGUUUCCCUGGGAAAUCAGUUAGCUACGAUGAAAAAGAGCAAAGCGCCAACGAUCCUGGAUCGUCAAAAGUUAAGCGGUUUCAUUUCUUCAAUGUCUAUUGUUGAAAAAUGUGAGUCAGUGCAGCGGCAACGACAUCUGGCGGCCACAGUGGCGAGGGUGACUUCCGACAAUCCAAAAAAGCAACACCUUCAAGUGUCAAUGUCUCAGAGUGAGUUCUUUGAAGUUGAAUUCUGGGAGAGAAAGCUAAAGAAUGGAGACUUAGUGAGAAGUAUAAACGAAGAACAAUUCGAUCCUACUUGGUACCUAUACACUGAUGCUUCAGCAGAAGGAAUGGGAGCAGUUCUUAAAAAUAGCAGAAAAGAGACAGUAUGGCAAGCGUCAAAGAUAGGUGAUGUGAGUUUCCGAAAGGAAUCUAGCGCUUUGAGAGAACUGAGGGCGGUGGAGUUCGCGACAAGAACAAUGAGAGAGCAGAUAAGAGGCGCGAUUUCUAUACACUCGGAUAGUCAGGCGGCAGUGUCAGUACUGAAGAAAGGUUCGAUGAAACUAGAGUUGCAUAAGGUAGCGGAGAGAGUAUGGGACAGUGUAGAGCAAAUUAGGCCGGCAAGGUUCUUGUGGAUUCCCCGCGAGGAAAACACAGAAGCUGAUGCAACAAGCAGAGAGUUUGAUACAGAUGACUGGGGAGUACAAGACUGGGCGUUUGAAUGGGCCCAGAAGAGAUGGAGUCGAGUAAAAUGCGAUCUGUUCGCUUCAGAGAGAAAUGCUAAACACAGUGUUUACUUUUCCAGAUAUCCCGAGCCCACCUCCAGCGGAACCGACGCCUUUGACCAUUUCACGUGUGCAGCAAAUGGUUAA
Molecule: messenger RNA, 1512 nt
Organism: Caenorhabditis briggsae
Lineage: Eukaryota; Metazoa; Nematoda; Chromadorea; Rhabditida; Rhabditidae
Exons: 4
Coding region: 1-1512 (503 amino acids)
Molecular function (GO): nucleic acid binding; RNA-DNA hybrid ribonuclease activity
Source: RefSeq, a predicted model, not a curated record